Vitis riparia (riverbank grape) is the source of this 984-nucleotide messenger RNA. Its product is annotated as potassium channel AKT2/3-like. Gene Ontology annotation, molecular function: protein binding; voltage-gated potassium channel activity. NCBI's taxonomy places the organism in Eukaryota, Viridiplantae, Streptophyta, Magnoliopsida, Vitales, Vitaceae. The transcript has 3 exons. Gene Ontology annotation, biological process: potassium ion transport. The record is from RefSeq and is a predicted model, not a curated record. The coding region runs from base 15 to 806 and encodes 263 amino acids.
CAUGAUUUGUUGUGAUGCUUCAGCACAUAGCAGCAUCAAAAGGGCAUGAAGAUUGUGUAAUGGUACUUCUCAAACAUGCGUGCAAUGUACAUGUCCGAGAUAUAAAUGGCAACACUGCAUUAUGGGAUGCUGUAUCUGCAAAACACAAUUCUAUAUUCUGGAUCCUAUAUCACUGUGCUUCCCUUUCAGAUCCCUACACUUCUGGUGAUCUUUUGUGCACUGCUGCAAAGAGAAAUGACCUAACAGCGAUGAAGGAGCUCCUGAAACAAGGUUUAAACAUAGACUCGAAGAAUCGCCAAGGGUUAACAGCAAUCCAGAUUGUCAUGGCAGAAGACCACACAGAUAUGGUAAAGCUACUUGUAAUGAAUGGCGCAGAUGUUAUCCAUGCCAAUACCUAUGAGUUCUCUUCAGAAACUCUGAAUGAAAUGCUGCAAAAGCGAGAGAUGGGACACCGAAUUAUGGUGCCUGAUACCUUGCCUACUGAUCAUGAAACGUUGUUGAGGGACCAAGGAGGAGAAAAGGAGUUUAAUACUAAUGGAGGAUUCAAAGGAACAAAUGUUCCAAGGGUGAGCAUAUAUAGAGGCCAUCCUCUGCAGAGAAAAGAGAGCUGCUGCACUGAAGCUGGCCGGCUGAUUAGGUUGCCAAACUCAUUAAUGGAGCUCAAGGUCAUUGCAGGUGAGAAGCUUGGAUUUGAUGCAAGAAAUGCAAUGGUAACGAACGAAGAAGGAGCAGAAAUCGACUCCAUUGAAGUUAUUAGAGACAAUGAUAAGCUUUUCCUAGUUGAAGAUCCAAACUCCCUGAUGUAAAUCACAACCUUCUAUCUAAUUGGGAUAAAAAAAUGACUCUCAAUCUUGUCCCUCCUUUUGUGAUUCCAAUGCUGCAUGGGUUUUUUUAUUUUCUCUAACAGAGGAAAAGUGUGGAUUUGAUUCAAAAAAAUACAAUGGUAACAGGUAACAGGUAAUGAAAGGUUGGAAAUUGAAUCCA